Molecule: messenger RNA, 913 nt
Organism: Anoplophora glabripennis (Asian longhorned beetle)
Lineage: Eukaryota; Metazoa; Arthropoda; Insecta; Coleoptera; Cerambycidae
Product: calmodulin-like
Exons: 3
Coding region: 15-314 (99 amino acids)
Molecular function (GO): calcium ion binding; enzyme regulator activity
Source: RefSeq, a predicted model, not a curated record
CUGAGCUGCGGGACAUGGUGAACGAGGUGGACCAGGACGGCAACGGGACCAUAGAAUUCAACGAGUUCCUCCAGAUGAUGUCGAAGAAGAUGAAAGAUGCGGAUGGGGAGGAGGAGCUUAGAGAGGCCUUUAGGGUUUUCGACAAAAACAACGACGGUCUGAUAUCUUCAAACGAACUGCGUCACGUGAUGACCAGUCUGGGGGAGAGGCUGUCGGAGGAGGAAGUCGAUGAUAUGAUCAAGGAGGCCGAUCUGGAUGGAGAUGGUCAAGUUAACUAUGAAGAGUUCGUGACCAUCCUCACAGCGAAGAACUAAGAAUAGACGGCGAGAACUUGAUCCAAAAAUCACCUAGUCCUGUUCGUAUCAUGAUAAACAAAAUAUACAGCUACCUUAAAAAAACAAUGUCCCAAACCUCCUUUUAUGUAUAAGCACUGCUUCACUUUUUCGAUAAUUAUUAUAACUAACGCUCUAAGAUUAUAUUUUAGUGAAACAAUAUGGUUCUGAGAUACAGGGUGCAAGAACUUACUUGUCUACUAUAAAUAAUUUCUAUACGAAUCUAUUUGUAACUUCGAGAAGCAAAGAAAUAAUAUAAGGUAAACAUUGAUAUACUUACAGCAGGUACAUUAAAUCUGUCCAGUUUUACAGUGAACAAUAUAUGGGGUGUUUCUUAAAAAUAACGUGGGUCGCCAAAGCCAACCUCGUUUGGUUAUUUUCUGUCGCUGCGUUGUAGUAUAACCCGUUGUACAAAAAAUGAGGUGAUGUACCACUUGUAAACAUUUUUUUGCGACAUGUUUACAAAAACACGAGUAGCUCUGUUUCAAGAACAGUACUACCAACCUUCAAAAAAACAAUUGUAUGCUUUCAUAAUACCCGCGAAUUUCAAAUAAGUAAUUCACCUUAUUUUUUGGGGUAUU